CAUUUUCACUGUGUGUGUUUUUGGGAGGGGGGCUGUGCCAUCUGCAAGCCCUGGGCUGGAUAUGUGAUAUACACACACACAACUAAGUUUGACAACACAACAGCACCUUUAACGCGUUAGUUCCUGAUUCAUUCUGAGCACACAGGCUCUGAAUACAGGCUGUGUUUUUCUUUUUUCUUUUUUUGAAACUCUGGUUCCUUUCUCUGUCGGAGAGCUCCAGGAUAUGUCGAGAGGCGGAGGCGUUUCUUCCUCCAGCCGAAAUUGGGACCCCACUGACGCGUUAUGACAUGAAGUAGAAACAUUGUGGACGUCACUGAAGUUCUCAACUGGAGGUCGACUUCACUGCAUUUUUCCACUGAGCUGAUCUCUAACGAGUCGCAGUCGCCUGAGGCAACGCAGUGGGCUGGCCUGCUGUUAGAUUUUAUCUCUUGCCACCUGUGAAACACCGCCGCCAUCAUGCAGACUUCAUCGCUUCGCCGGCAGAUGAAAAACAUGGUCAGCAACUUCACGGAGGCCGAGAUCAAGGUCCGAGAGGCCACCUCCAACGACCCCUGGGGUCCCCCCAGCUCGCUCAUGUCUGAAAUCGCAGACCUGUCCUUCAACGUCGUGGCCUUCACCGAGGUCAUGGGUAUGAUCUGGAAGCGGCUCAACGACAGCGGUAAAAACUGGCGCCACGUCUAUAAGGCGCUGACCCUGCUGGACUACCUGAUAAAAAACGGGUCAGAGCGCGUGGCCCACGAGUGCCGCGAGAACAUUUACACCAUCCAGACGCUGAGAGACUUCCAGUACCUGGACCGAGAUGGACGCGACCAGGGAGUCAACGUCCGGGAGAAGGCCAAGCACCUGGUGACGCUGCUGAAGGACGAGGAGAAGCUGAAGAAGGAGAGGAGCCAGGCGCUGAAGACCAAGACGCGCAUGGCGGGGGCCAGCGGCGGCUCAGGCUCCGGGUCGCUGCCUCCUCCGUACCCGGGGCGUCGCACCAGCCAGCCCAGCUCGGCGGGGGUCUACGGGGAUGAGCCUGGCAGGUGCAGAGGCUCGCCAUCCUCGUUUCACUCCUCCUCUUCCUCCCCUCGAAUUGCUCCAGACAUGGAGCAAGCUCGGCCCACCACCAGUGGAGAGGAGGCGCUGCAGCUGCAGCUGGUCCUGGCUAUGAGCAAGGAGGAAAGUGAACAGCGGCCUCCUACAGUGGAUAUGGAUGAGCAGACCCAGCUCCAGAUCGCUAUGACACUCAGCAAGGAGGACACCCAGAAGCCGGUCCAACCUGCACCACCCGCAGCACUGGAUAUGGAUGAGGACACCCAGUUCCAGUUAGCUCUGAGCAUUAGCAAGGAGCAGCACCAGCAGGAACAACUCAGUCGCCAAGGGGAGGAGAUGAUGCUCAAGAAAGCUCUGGAGGACAGCGAACGGGACAUGAAGCCUAAAGGCGGGACUGCCUUCAUGGACCUGGUAGAUGUUUUCCAACCGCCUCCUGGUGACCCCCGAUGGAAUAAUGCAGCUGCUCGUCCUGGUAGCACAGACCCCAUGGAAGGCAGCACCUCCGGAGUAGAUCCUCCCUGGAUGGCACCGCCUCCCCGCAGCCCCCCUCCACCAUGGGAGCCCCCAUCUGACCCCUGGGACGACCCGCACAGCAACCGAGAAUGGGCCUUCCCUGCUCACACAGCCGCCCUUGGGGUUGAUCCAUUUUCAGCGCACGGAGCUGUCAGGGAACCUUCUCCCCGAGCUGGAAGCCCCUCAGACGGGGAUCUGUUUGAUGAUGAGGCCAUGGAUGGAGGUCAGAUGAACGUGAAUGGGCGAGGGGACGGCAGUCCUGAGCUAUUCGACCUGUCACGUCUCGGAGAUAGCCUGGCUGCCUCCAGCCCUCGCCGGACACCUGAGUCCUUCCUGGGCCCCACAGCGGCUUCCUUGGUAAACCUGGACAGCUUGAUUCCAGUGAAUCCGCCACCCAAGAUCAUGAACCCCUUCCUAUCAGGCCUCACUGCUCCUUCGCCCAACAAUCCAUUCCAAACUGAGCAGCCCAAACUAACUCUGAAUCAAAUGGGCUCGGGCUCCAUCUCUUCGGCUCCCCAGGGCACUUCUCUUCCGUACAGCGCCUCCUUGCCCCUGCCUAUGAGCCACCAGCCUGCCAGCCUCCCUUUGUCGAUGACUCACCCCACCCAGUCUGGUCUGGCGACCCUUCCCGAGCCCUUGUUGCCCUUCUCUUCAGGCAGCACUGACGGAUCACAGGCUGCACAGCAGAACCCUUUCUUAUGAGGACCAACUCAACUGGAGACAAAAUCUAAGAAAAAAGGGGAAUGCCAUUAGGUUAUUAUGCUCUUCAAAUAUAACUAACCGCAGACUGAACUUCAGCCCCAAGGACUUGUAUGAAAACCCUGUUCUUAGUUUUUAUAUUGUGUUAUAAUACAGUAACCCUUAGAUUGAUGCAAGCUGGUUCUGCUCUUCACUACAACAACCUGUCCCGCUCCUCUUGUCAUGAAUGCAGUAUAAAAAAGAUAACACCUUUGUAUCAGAAACCAUUAGUGUCAUGUAAACCUUCUUUAAGGCCAUAACUUGUUGAAUUCAGAAAAAAACAUACACAAAAGCACAGUUUGAUAAUAUUGUGUUGUCACUUCACUUAGCCACAAUUACCAGGCAAAUGUAUUACGGCUUUUUCAAGUAGUCAACUCCUGCUCACUCAGCUAUUUGUGUGAUUGGCUUACUGCUGCUGUCAUAUACAAAUAUAAAAAAUAGAUUUCUCAUAAGGGACGAGAGCUAGAGACCUAUCCGGUUCUUGAAAUGUUGCUGCAUCAACACGGUUAACUUUGUGGAACUUCCGUUGGACCAGAACUGAUGAGAAACAUCAGUGUGUACAUGAUUUUACUAAAGUGAAAUGAAUUGCUGGGGAAUGAAAUUAUAGUUUGGGGAGGACUGGAAGUGCUUCAGAAUUCACUAUAAGCAAGGCAACAUUAGAAAAUGUAUGAAUCAUGAGUUUUAUUCAUUGCUUGUGAACCACUGACUCAUCAAAUAUAAGGGUAUAAUUGGAA
This is a messenger RNA of Sebastes umbrosus (honeycomb rockfish), 3020 nucleotides long. RefSeq names its product epsin 3a (gene epn3a). The coding region runs from base 457 to 2250 and encodes 597 amino acids. Lineage: Eukaryota; Metazoa; Chordata; Actinopteri; Perciformes; Sebastidae. Gene Ontology annotation, molecular function: clathrin binding; phospholipid binding. The record is from RefSeq and is a predicted model, not a curated record. Gene Ontology annotation, biological process: endocytosis. The transcript has 11 exons. Gene Ontology annotation, cellular component: endosome; clathrin vesicle coat; plasma membrane.